Molecule: messenger RNA, 4020 nt
Organism: Marmota flaviventris (yellow-bellied marmot)
Lineage: Eukaryota; Metazoa; Chordata; Mammalia; Rodentia; Sciuridae
Gene: Tom1l2
Product: target of myb1 like 2 membrane trafficking protein
Biological process (GO): signal transduction
Cellular component (GO): membrane; endosome
Molecular function (GO): phosphatidylinositol binding; clathrin binding; ubiquitin binding
Source: RefSeq, a predicted model, not a curated record
GUUGGGAGCGCGGCUGGGGACAGCGGAGACCGCGGCGGCAAACAGGGCGUCAGCUGCCGUGUUGUCGGCCCAAGAUGGAGUUCCUCCUGGGGAACCCGUUCAGCACCCCUGUGGGGCAAUGUCUCGAAAAGGCAACUGAUGGCUCCCUGCAGAGUGAGGACUGGACAUUGAACAUGGAGAUCUGUGACAUCAUCAAUGAGACGGAAGAAGGGCCAAAGGAUGCCAUCCGGGCCCUGAAGAAGCGGCUCAGUGGGAACCGGAACUACAGGGAAGUGAUGCUGGCGCUGACAGUGCUGGAGACGUGUGUGAAGAACUGUGGCCAUCGCUUCCACAUCCUAGUGGCCAACCGAGACUUCAUCGACAGCGUUCUGGUCAAAAUCAUCUCUCCCAAGAAUAACCCUCCCACCAUUGUACAGGACAAAGUGCUUGCUCUGAUCCAGGCGUGGGCUGAUGCCUUUCGGAGCAGUCCUGACCUCACCGGUGUUGUGCACAUCUAUGAGGAGCUGAAGAGGAAGGGGGUCGAAUUUCCCAUGGCAGACUUGGAUGCGCUGUCUCCCAUCCAUACACCCCAGCGGAGUGUCCCAGAAGUAGAUCCAGCCUCGACCAUGCCCAGGUCCCAGUCGCAGCAGAGGACCAAUGCCAGCUCCUAUUCCUCGCCUCCUCCUGCUUCCUACUCCGCUCCCCAGGCCCCGGCUCUCAGUGUGACUGGUCCCAUCACGGCCAAUUCAGAACAGAUUGCCAGGCUGCGGAGUGAGCUGGACGUUGUCCGGGGAAACACAAAAGUCAUGUCAGAGAUGUUAACAGAGAUGGUCCCUGGACAGGAAGAUUCAUCAGACCUGGAGCUGCUGCAGGAGCUGAACAGGACCUGCCGGGCCAUGCAGCACCGCAUCGUGGAGCUCAUCUCCCGCGUGUCCAACGAGGAAGUCACCGAGGAAUUGCUGCAUGUCAAUGAUGACCUCAACAAUGUCUUCCUCCGCUAUGAGAGGUUCCAGCGAUACAGGUCGGGCCGAUCAGUUCAGAAUGCCAGCAAUGGAGUGCUGAAUGAAGUGACUGAAGAUAACUUGAUAGACCUGGGCCCUGGCUCUCCUGCUGUGGUGAGCCCAGUGGUGGGGAGCACGGCACCCCCAUCUUCCCUCUCCUCCCAGCUCGCAGGCUUGGACUUGGGGACAGAGAGCGUCAGUGGCACCCUCAGUUCACUCCAGCAGUGUAACCCUCGUGACGGCUUUGACAUGUUUGCCCAGACUAGAGGGAACUCCUUGGCAGAGCAACGCAAGACGGUCACCUAUGAGGAUCCCCAGGCUGUCGGAGGACUCGCUUCUGCACUAGACAGUCGGAAACAGAGCUCAGAAGUGAUCCCCGUUGCGCAGCCCUCUGUUAUGGACGACAUUGAGGUGUGGCUCAGGACGGACCUGAAGGGCGAUGACCUGGAAGAGGGAGUCACAAGUGAAGAAUUUGAUAAGUUCCUGGAAGAAAGAGCCAAAGCUGCUGAGAUGGUUCCUGACCUCCCCUCACCCCCCGUGGAGGCCCCCACCCCAGCCUCAAACCCUUCUGGCCGGAAGAAGCCAGAGCGGUCAGAGGAUGCCCUCUUCGCCCUGAUGGCCCAGAGGAUGCACCUAUCACCGCCAGAGCACCAGCCCCAGCAGGGAAAGGAGGCCAGCUGCACAGGCACAGGGACAGUGACCAGGUUCUGGGAAGCAUUUAGGGCCAGGUCUGCAGUAAGGGCCCUGCUGAGUACUAGCAGGAAUAGCCCCACCCCAGAACCCCAUGCUCAGCCUAGUUCUGUGGAGACACCCAGGAAGCCCCUCCUCAGAGCUCCCAGCCCUCUCCUCCUUGGAGCCCAUGUCCCUCUUCUACUCUCUGCUCCCUGGCCAUCGGUCAGCACACGCCCCUCGCAGCACCUCUCAAGGGCAGAGCUCCUGAGGCCUGCUUAUGUAUAAAACUUCAAAAGGAGGCUGGCUUGGGUCAAGCUAAAGAGAAGGUAACUGGGGUGGCCCAGAGGUCUCAGCUCUUUGGAACAGUCUGGGGGUCAGAGCCCACCUUGGCCAGCCUGCCGGAGCCACAGGUGAUGGCAGCCAGGUCCAGCAGCCUCCUACCUUGAGGAGGGUGUAGAGAGAAAGAGGGAGCUCUUUUUGAAGUGAGUGAGGCUAAGAUAGAUGCCAUCCUGGGGUCCCCAGCAAAGUCCUAUGUCCAAAGCUGUCCCCCAAAUCCAGCUCCAGCUGGUUGGUACAGGUUGGAGAGGUUUGGCAGCCCUGUGGCAGCAGCUGGUGAAGGACCCCUGUGGGCCAGCAGGAGUCCUCUAUCGUGCAGACAAAGGUCCCCUGCCUUUGUGGCCUGGAGCUGGUGACUCAGAGAUCUCCCGCUCCUGCAUCCUGUCAGGAGGCAGCCUGUCCCUCCUGUAAGCAGAGGGGACACAGGCCUGAGGCCUGCCCUGGGAGCGUGUACAGGUGGGUGCCCUGAAGGACGCACUGCUCAGCUCUUGCAGGGGUGUUAUCUGAGACCUCUGGCUCCCACUUACCCUGCCAUCUGGGGAGCACAGUCCUGAGGCCACCUGCUUAGGGCAGGGAGCAGAGCCCUGGUGGGAACGCUGGACCCUAGCAAGCCACCAGCCUCCAGAAGUGUUAGAAAUCACAGAUACAGUAUGUACUUAAUUACACUAAAUUAUUGCUGGGAUUCCUCAUAAGCACUAAUUAUACCUGAUUAUAGGUUAAAAUAUUUAUUUUGUCAAAAUAUUUUCUUGGGGAUGUGUUUAACCUUUUUUUGUGCUCAUUGUGUGCUGAGAUGUGAAGACUAACUGUUUCCUCCUGCCUACCUUUUUGGCCAGCGGGCAACAGUAAAUGGCACUAUAUGCAGUUUGACCCCCAUGUGGCAGGCUCUGGCCUGCCUGCUGCAGAGUGGUCCCUGCCCAGGCACACAGCAGCUGGACUGUGGCCAGACUGAGAAUGACCAACUUGUUUAUCAAUAGUCGUGGGACACGGGGUUUCAGAAGUGAAAGGGCUUGUUGUCAGCCCAGGCCAGAGGGAAAAAUGAUUGUCUAUGUCUGUCCUCCCGUCUGUCUGUCAGCCCCUCUGUGAGUGACCGUGCCUUGGCUCACUGUCCUUCCCUCUCUCCCACCCAGUGGUCCUGGGGCCUGUGCUGUUACUGCAGCCCCUUAGGAGGUGAGAAUUGGGCACCCCGUAGUGUUCUCAGCUCAGAGUGAUGGCCAGGGCUCUGCAGGCCCGGCUGUAGUGCUCCUGUCCCUCCUCCCUUCCUGCCUUCCUCCAUACCCCACUCCUGUCCCUCCUCCCUGUCACUGCAAAUGCCCCUCCAACUGGAGCCCAGGGUGGUUCUGGAUGGUUCAGGGUGGGCCAUGGGCCUCCUAGGAGCCAGAUCACCCCCCUGGCAGCUGGGGAAGAGCCCCAGGGAGAAGUGCUUGCUCUUAGCCUCUUGCACUACCAGAUGGGGCCUGCGAGACUCCAUGGUCUGUUGUCAGCCUGCUGAUGAGACAUCUGGGCUUCUCCUCCUGCUCAGCCACACAGGGAAACAGCCACUCUCCCUCACCCAAGGAAUGUUCCCACCCCAAAGAUGCUCGGGCCCUGUAGUACCUGCCUUUCCCAGGCCCGUCUCCAGCCCUGCUGUCCAUGGGGAUCCAGGCCAGGCUCCCCUGUGGCCACCAGACUCCGGAGCAGCUGUCAACCGCUGCAUCAUGACUGAUUUUGUCACAGUGUCCCAAAUCUCCAGGUUCUCCUGGAGAAUGGGGAAUGGAUCUUUAUUUCCUGAAGUUUGCACUUAAUUUGUGACUGUUCCAGAAGAGGAAUGUGUUGAGUCCUUUGUCCCCUCGUUCCAGAAGUCUGGUGUUCUUGUCACUGUCCUGUGUUUCUGUGGGCAGAGCUGGUUCUGGAGGGUGGGUCAGUGAUCGAAUGUCUCAGAGGGACACUGGAGCAUCCACCUGCCCCACUGGCUCUCCUUCCAGAUACCAUCUCUCUAGUUUGGGUUCUUGCAUGUAAAGUAAUCCACAAUAAAUAAAUACUUGAACAAACUGUU